This is a messenger RNA of Blepharisma stoltei, 873 nucleotides long. The record is from the annotation of a GenBank genome assembly. Lineage: Eukaryota; Ciliophora; Heterotrichea; Heterotrichida; Blepharismidae.
AUGAGAGCACUUAGGCUCAUUCGGCGCUUUAGCGAUAAGCUUCCUGUGCCUAAAACUUUUGAAGAAGAAGAGUUGGCUGCUAAAGAAAAAAUCUAUGCAGAGAGAAUAGAAGAUGAAAAACUGAAUUGAGAAAUUAUUUUUCCCAGUGUCCCAAAAGAAAAUUCCCUUAGACCAGAAUAUAAAGACGAUCUCCCUAGUCUCUUUGGAAAAUCAGACGAAGAGGACACAACUGCAUUUUUCCUUGAAGAUACAAAAGAAGUCCAGUACAUUUACUCUCCUGGCAAAGCUCUUGAAUUUGACGAAAAUGGCCUUGCUCUCAUAUUUGAUAGCUCAUCACGAUUUUAUUGACCUGAAAAACUGAAAUAUGGCUGAAGAGUUUCCGUUUUGGCAUUAUUUGGAUUAGGCAUAGCCAUCCAGCCUUUUGCAUAUUCAAAUAUUCACAUAUUUUUAGGUUUAUCACUGCCUUUUAUAGCUCUCAGCCGAUGUUUAAUAGUUGACAAAAUUUUCCUUACUAAAGAUGGAAAACAAAUUAAAGUGAAUUAUAGGAGAUUUAAGUUCUUACCAAGAACGAAAACCAUAGACAUCAGCUCGUUCAAAGAGCCAAAAGGAGAUGCAUUUAUUAUUUGGGAUGUGUAUGAAUUUCCUGAUGAUCUUAAAACAUAUAACGAAACAAGCUCAAUGGAAAGAAUUGCAUUUGCGAAGUAUAUAAGCUGAUGGUCAUUUUUAAUGCUCCCUAAGAAGCCUAAGUAUGUUAACAGAGAGGUUCUUAUUAACGCAUUGAAUGGGAUUUUCAUUGACCCGCAACAGCAAGGAAAAGAAGAGAUCGAGCAGAGGUAUUUUGUUUUGUAUAAGAAAAAUGAAAAUAAGGCAUAG